AUGGAGCGCUUCCCAUUGAAGUCUUCUGGGUCUAAAAUGAAUACUACUUAUCAGUCUGUGUAUAAAAUGGGGACGAAUUCCAGUAAUGGGCGAGGGGUGCACUCUACAAGCGAAGAUGAUAUGGUGGACAUAACUCCAGUGGCCGCGCUACAGCAGGCUGGAGACAGCACCCCCACGCACCACGGCACAUUUCAACUCUAUGAACAUAGUGGCCGAAACUCAGCUGCCAGUGCCAAUUCAUACAUCGCUCAAUACUUCAGUUCUUCCACCGGCGACGCUAUUAUAUUCUCCGGAAUGCAAGGAGAUGAUGAUAUACCCGGAAUCGGGCAAUACGAUGAUUUUCACACUAUUGACUGGCAACGUGACAUCGCACGUGACCGCAUGCGCCACAGAUACAUUAUAAAAAAGCGACAGGACUCUAUAUGGGACUUGAUUAAAGGAGCACAUGAUGCGUGGUCUGGGUGGGUGUGUGUGCUUCUAGUUGGAGUAUGCACUGGUGUAGUCGCCGGUGUCAUAGACAUUGGAGCAUCAUGGAUGACUGAUCUCAAAUUUGGUAUCUGCCCACAAGCUUUCUGGUUCAAUAGAGAACAGUGCUGCUGGUCUAGCAAUGAGACCACUUUUGAUCAUGGAAAUUGUUCACAGUGGUUAACUUGGCCGCAAGUGUUUGGAGAAAAACGCGACGGGCCUGGCGCGUAUAUCAUUAGCUAUCUAUUCUACAUUGUUUGGGCACUGAUAUUUGCCGCACUAUCUGCAUCACUGGUUCGCAUGUUUGCUCCCUAUGCUUGUGGAUCAGGUAUCCCCGAAAUUAAGACGAUUCUGAGUGGAUUUAUCAUCAGAGGUUAUCUUGGAAAAUGGACUCUAAUCAUCAAAGUUGUGGGUUUGAUAUUGUCAGUGUCUUCUGGCCUGUCACUCGGCAAAGAAGGACCAAUGGUUCACAUCGCUAGUUGCUUAGGGAACAUUUUAUCCUAUCUUUUCCCGAAAUAUGGUCGCAAUGAGGCAAAGAAACGUGAGAUUCUCUCUGCAGCCGCAGCGGCUGGGGUCUCAGUGGCUUUCGGGGCUCCCAUUGGCGGUGUUCUAUUCAGUUUGGAGGAGGUGUCUUAUUACUUCCCACUGAAAACGCUAUGGCGUUCGUUCUUCUGCGCUCUGAUCGCGGCUUUCAUCCUGAGGUCGAUAAAUCCGUUCGGAAAUGAGCACUCGGUAUUAUUCUACGUUGAAUACAACAAGCCGUGGAUAUUUUUUGAACUUAUACCCUUCGUCGGUCUUGGAAUUAUUGGGGGCUGUAUAGCUACAAUAUUUAUAAAGGGCAACAUAUACUGGUGCCGGUACCGCAAGUACUCGAAACUGGGCCAGUAUCCCGUCACAGAAGUGCUUGUGGUGACCCUAGUGACUGCUAUCAUUGCUUACCCCAACCCGUAUACUCGCAUGAAUACGAGCCAAUUGAUUUAUCUCCUCUUCAAUCAGUGUGGAAUUUCCAACUCAGAUCCUCUAUGUGACUACAACCGCAAUUUCACUGACGUGAACAUGGCAAUCGAACGAGCCACUGCCGGUCCAGGCGUCUAUCGCGCCAUGUGGCUCCUGUUCUUAGCUUUGGUGCUGAAGCUCGUUAUGACGAUAUUCACUUUCGGCAUCAAGGUCCCUUGUGGACUCUUCAUCCCCAGUCUCGCUCUCGGAGCCAUCGCUGGCAGGAUCGUGGGCAUUGGUGUGGAGCAACUGGUAAAUCGUUAUCCGAAGAUUUGGCUCUUCUCGGGCGAGUGUCCUACGGGCGAAGAUUGUAUCACUCCAGGUCUCUACGCAAUGGUCGGCGCAGCCGCUGUGCUAGGAGGGGUCACUAGAAUGACAGUGUCCCUGGUGGUAAUAAUGUUCGAGCUGACCGGCGUCGUCCGCUUCAUCGUGCCGCUGAUGGCAGCCGCGAUGGCGUCGAAAUGGGUGGGCGACGCGCUGGGCCGACAGGGCAUUUACGACGCCCACAUUGCACUCAACGGCUAUCCCUUCUUGGAUAGCAAGGACGAGUUCCAGCACACCUCAUUAGCAGCUGACGUCAUGCAACCGAAACGCAACGAAACGCUGGCUGUCAUCACACAAGACUCCAUGACGGUGGACGACGUGGAAACGUUGCUGAAGGAUACCGAACACAACGGGUACCCUGUCGUAGUUUCCAAGGAGUCACAGUAUUUGGUUGGAUUCGUUCUGCGCAGGGACCUUAAUUUGGCCAUUCCAAAUGCUCGUCGCACCAUGGACGGAAUCACCGGUCAGUCCAUAGUGUACUUCGCGGGCGCCUCUAGCCCUCCCCCUGGACCGCCCACCCACCUACCGCUGAACCGCAUCCUAGACAUGGCACCCAUUACUGUCACAGACCAGACGCCCAUGGAGACCGUCGUGGACAUGUUCCGUAAACUUGGACUCAGGCAGACCCUCGUCACGCAUAAUGGCCGCUUGCUUGGAGUUAUAACGAAGAAAGAUGUCCUGCGACAUGUGAAGCAAAUGGAUAACGAAGACCCAAACUCAGUACUGUUCAAUUAAAAAUCAUAGCAUACAUAUUAUAUAAUUAUAAAUAGGUAAUUUAAACUGAACCUUUAUUAUACUUUAGUGAAAUUCAUAACAUUUAAACACAUAUAGACGUAAAUGUCACUUAUAUCCGCUUGUAAAUUUCUGAUUGUUUUCUGUUGCAAUUCCGGGUCUAUCGUACUGUUAUUUUUGUGGAAAAAAGGUUCCCUGUCUGUUAUCGACCUGGAGCAAG
This is a messenger RNA of Hyposmocoma kahamanoa, 2737 nucleotides long. It is a transcript of the gene ClC-c, whose product is annotated as H(+)/Cl(-) exchange transporter 5. Gene Ontology annotation, cellular component: membrane; early endosome; Golgi apparatus. Lineage: Eukaryota; Metazoa; Arthropoda; Insecta; Lepidoptera; Cosmopterigidae. Gene Ontology annotation, biological process: transmembrane transport; chloride transport. The transcript has 17 exons. Gene Ontology annotation, molecular function: voltage-gated chloride channel activity. The record is from RefSeq and is a predicted model, not a curated record. Bases 1 to 2520 code for a protein of 839 amino acids.